AUGCUGGGCAAGCUUGGGCUCACCUCCAAGUUGUUGUGAGUGCAUGCUGUACAGCUCCUCGUCUCCGAGACGGCCAUCGCGAUCCACCUCCCAUCACCUCUUGUCACGUCAUCACCGCACACGCGUGUCAGGAGUCACGUCAACACCGUCAAAGUUCAUAGACUCACAACUGACUUUGUUUCCACAGUGGGCAAGACCCCAAGCUGACGUUCAGCACCUCCCCGCGGCGCGGCGUCGCCUUGCUCGCCUCGUCAUCCCGGAUUCCCAAGACGGACUCGGCGUAUUGGACACAGUACUUUACUCUUUUCGACUCGUUAUCGGACCUCAUCACCCUCGUCGAUGCCAACUCCUUGAACAAGGCCACCGAAGAGAACCUCAAGACCCUAGUCGAAGUCACGUGCGACCGAUUAUUCGAGCUUCUCGGUCAAGAUCGAUUUCCCAAGAGGCCGAAUCAGGGCGGAGGUUCUUUGCUCGAAGGAUUCACUGCGGCACUUUCAGGAGACGACGACGACGAUGCGAGACAGGCCAUCAAUUGCGUCAGGGUGCUCACUAGGGUGGUGCCUUACUUGACCCGGCCAGGACCCGAUGGAACUCUCUCCGAUUUGGAGAGCGAUGUCUUUUGGAAGCCGACCAGGGUCAGGGUUCGAAAGAAUUCUUCGCCUUCGGCGACGACGAGCAGUGCCUCUACGAAAGUGAACGAGGAUGAAGCAGACGGAGAAGCCGGUCACUUUGUGCUGGAAGACGAAGACGACGACGAUGAGGAAGUCGACACGUCGGCAAGAUCCACCGCGAACUGUGCUUCCCGCGCGACUGAUCUAGCAGACCAGUCCGAAUGGCACCAAGUCCCACCACUGGCCGAGAGGCUCUUGGCCGCUUUGGUCGACUUGGCUUUUGUACCUGGUCUGACCGUGCCGGAAGAGUGUCGAGCUGCCGAAGGGGGGUCGAUCGCCUACGUCAUCUGGUGAGUCUAAGGACCGUCCGAACUCUAGGCGAUUCGCCGCGCUGACACGAUCACCACGAUCAUGUCCGCCGACAGGGAAGCAGGGAUUGCGAAUCCAUCAUCUUCGUCGCUCCCUCCAUCACCGCUCCCCAUCCUCUCCGCUCGACUAGAAGUCCUUCGGCUGCUCAACAUCCUUUUCUCCGUGCCCUCCCUCGUCACCCCUCCCCACCUCUUCCCUGUCAUACCGAAUCGAUGGCGACAAGCCUUCGUGUCUUCAUCUAUCAACCGCAAGGUCGUCCUCUGCUUUCUAUGCUCGAUCCUCAACACCGCCCUCAACGCUGGACUCCCAUCAUCAACCGACGAAACCGAUGCGCCACCGCAGAGCCCUUCCAAAGGCAAGGCCUCGGCUCUCCUAGGUGCCGCCAGUGGGGCCGCCGGGAUAAUCGGAGGUGCCGUGAUGCGGCUCGGUGCAGAAGAUGUUCGAGGCUUACUCGUAUCGGCGUGUCUACAAUCGCUCUCGAUCUUGUUGGCCCAACACCAUAUCCCAUCCUCGGAUCCGGUAACGGAGCAGUCGCCACGCCAAUCUGAAGUCAAUUCGUUCGCUUACUACGUCUCGAAAUUGCAUCGAACGAGCGACUUUGAUCUCGUCGUCCGUGGGGUGUUACACGUCCUCGACCAAGCAACGAACGAAUCGGCUUUGGCGAUCCCGCGGACGGUCGUCGGGGCUUUGUCGGGUGCGACAGGGCGCAAUACGACGACGAGGAAAACGACGAGCGUCAAUGCCGAUGUGACGAACGCGUUGAUCGUGCUUUGGAGGAUGCUCGACCUAAAUCCUAAGCUGUGGAAAUGGGUUUUCAGGGAGAAGGAGGAACUGAGCAGUCAGUUGAUCGUGCUGCUCGUGGCGUUUUGCCUCGAGUACAAGGAUGAUGAGAGUGAGUCGUGUUGAUUGGCUUUCUGAGGGUCGACCUUUGCUGAUGUUACCGCGACUAUGUGCAGCACAACUGGGCGUCGUUCGGCUGUCUGCCUUCAUGCUGCAGUCCAUUUCGGCCGAGCCUGGCCUGUCGGCACGUUGGAACGCCCCCGUCGAGAUGAAGCUCUCCCUGCGCAGCAAAUACGGCGUACCGGGGACAUUAGCUGACUUCCUGGUCGUCUCGAUCUAUACCCUCGUGUUCACAACCAAAGGAAAAUUGGCACCUCUUUACCCUACCCUCGUCCUCUCCAUCACGAACGCAUCCCCGCAUUUCAAGCAGCUCUCGACCUUUGCAUCGACGCGGCUCACGCAGCUCUUUUUGGCUUUCUCGGCACCGAACUUUCUGUUGAUGGAAGAGGGUAACCCUCGAUUGGUGUAUUACCUCCUCGAAGCUUUCAACAACGUCAUACAUCACCAACUCUCGGAUAACCCUGAGCUCAUUUACGCCAUCCUACGGAGCCACCAACGAUUCGACGAACUGAGCAAGUUCACUUUGGAAAUGGGCGUUGCGGAAGCGAGAAGACUCAAGGCCGAACGCAAGUUGAAAAAAGCUGCGGUGAUGGCCCAUACGGAAGGGGAGAUGGUCGAGGUUGGGACGCGGAGGAGGUCGUCGUCGACGAGUGGUGCGACGGAGGAAGGGGACGAGUUGUCGGAAAAGCAGAGGGGGAAGAGAAGGCAACGAGGAGCGUCGUUGGAGACGAUAUCGGUCGCCGAUUUGUCGUUGGGACCGACGGACUCGUCGGUGCCUGAAGGUACGAACGAGACGGAUCCUUUGGAGUCAACGAGGGCGUCGGAGGAUCAGUCGAGGAGGACCUCGCUCGAUGCUGGUGAUUUCGACGAGGAUGCACCGUUCGUGGGCAAGAAUGGAUUCGUCCCUGGUGAAGCAUGGGUCGCUUCUUGGCGUGAGGGGUGAGUUGCUCUUGCUUUCAUUCUUUCACCGAUGUCGAAUUCGUCUGACCCGAAGUAUGAAUGCCAGACUACCACUGGAUUCGAUCCUCAUCGCCAUCUCGGAACUCCGACCCCUGAUCCUCGACUUACCCGCCCGGCCACCUCCAAGCUCCACCCAACCCGUCUCCUCCUCUUCAACAGCGAUUGGUCUCCUCUCCUCAGCAUCCCUAGCAGGACUCUUACCCCCAGCGCCAAGUCCCAAGUCCAGAGCGUUCAUAUUCAACCCUCAAUCGACAACAUGGCUUGCUUCGAUCUGCUACGGGAAUCAAUACCUCGCCGCGUACGAAUUGUUGAGGGACGUUCCAGUCGCCUUGUUCGCUGUCGCGCCUUCCGCACGAUCGAGAUCGACGACGAUGGUGGAAGGGGUUAGGGGCGCAGUGGAGAGAGUUGGGAGAGGGUGGAGAGCUGUGGUCUGA
This is a messenger RNA of Microbotryum saponariae, 3274 nucleotides long. The record is from the annotation of a GenBank genome assembly. NCBI's taxonomy places the organism in Eukaryota, Fungi, Basidiomycota, Microbotryomycetes, Microbotryales, Microbotryaceae.